Molecule: messenger RNA, 3612 nt
Organism: Maylandia zebra (zebra mbuna)
Lineage: Eukaryota; Metazoa; Chordata; Actinopteri; Cichliformes; Cichlidae
Product: bestrophin-3
Molecular function (GO): chloride channel activity
Source: RefSeq, a predicted model, not a curated record
CUGGACAGCUUCAUGGUGAAGAGAAAAGAGGGAGAGAGAGAACGGAAGAGAUAGAGAAAGAGUGUGUGUUUGGUUGGCAUUUGGCAAAAAGAAAUCAGGAAAGAAGCCUGAUGAAGAGCACUGCUGAGGAGGAAGCAACGGCAUUUUUCUGCUGUAACCAGAAAACCAGUGGGACUAUCCACUAGCUCCCAUUGGAUGAAGGUCUUAGUCUGCUCCUCAGUCUCAGGAUGACGGUUACUUAUUCCAGUAAAGUCGCCAACGCCACCUUCUUCGGUUUUCACCAGCUGCUGCUGCGCUGGAAGGGGAGCAUCUACAAGCUGCUGUACCGAGAGUUCAUCCUGUUUGCUCUGCUGUACACCGUCCUCAGCGUCGUAUACAGGAUUGUGCUCUCCGAGGAUCAGAAGAGACUGUUUGAGAAACUUUCCAUGUACUGUGACAAAUAUGCUGAACAGAUCCCCGUCACCUUCGUCUUGGGUUUUUAUGUGACUCUGGUGGUGAAUCGGUGGUGGAAUCAGUUUGUUAACCUGCCCUGGCCGGACAGACUCAUGUUCCACAUCUCCAGCUGUGUUCAGGGUAAAGACGAAUAUGGCCGCCUGCUGCGCCGGACAUUGGUACGUUACGUUAACCUCACAUCGCUCCUCAUCUUCCGCUCCGUCAGCACGGCUGUCUGCAAACGAUUCCCGACCAUGGAUCAUGUGGUCGAGGCAGGUUUCAUGACACCUGAGGAGAGGAAGGUGUUUGAGAACGUUCGUUCUCCUCACCUGAAGUACUGGAUCCCUGUUGUCUGGUUCUCCAACCUGGCGUCUAAAGCUCGGCAGGAAGGACGCAUCCAAGACAGCAUCGACCUGCAGAACAUUCUCAACGAAAUGAAUCGCUUCAGGACCUGGUGUGCGACUCUUUUUGGCUACAACUGGGUCGGUGUCCCUCUGGUUUACACACAGGUUGUCACUCUUGCUGUCUACACCUUUUUCUUUGCUUGUCUAAUUGGUCGACAGUUUCUUGACCACACCCGUGGUUACCAAGGUCAUGACCUUGACCUGUACGUCCCCGUUUUCACCUUGCUGCAGUUCUUCUUCUACUGUGGCUGGCUUAAGGUAGCAGAGCAGCUGAUCAACCCGUUUGGCGAUGAUGACGAUGACUUUGAGGCAAACUGGAUCAUCGACAGGAACCUUCAGGUGUCUCUCCUGGCAGUGGAUGAGAUGCACAUGAACAUGCCUCACAUGACCAAAGACAUUUACUGGAAUGACUGCGAUGCACGGCCACCAUACACGCUGGCUGCUGCAGACUACUGCAUCCCCUCAUUUCUUGGCUCCACCACCGACAUGGGUCUCUCGGACAUCCUGCAGUUUGACGACACUGAUGUUAGCCACGACCAUCAGCGGCAACAGGACUAUACUUUGCUGCGGCGCCAAGAGUCGGUUUUGGGUCGGGUCCGCCGUCUGCUUAGUGUUCAGGAACCUCCUGACCUCCGACCCCCUCGACCCAUCUUCAAACGACAUAGCAGUGAUGCAACUGGCAGUUUCUUCCCAGAUGUCAGGGUCAAUGCAGGACCAGGGAUCAAUGUUCCACUGUCCUCGCUGUUCAUGUCUCAGCCUUCCAUGGACACUUUGUCCACCUUAAGGGAGGUCAACAGCAACCCACCCUCACCGGAAAGCUCCAUUUCUGUUUUCCCCCAGCUUGUCAUCAGCCCUCCAUUAUGUGGCGACGUUUGCCAGAAUGUGGAUUCGUAUACCAAACCUCAGAAUGGCCUGAAUCCUUCCCCCACUGAUGAAGCCCCAGGCUCAGAAACCCUAAGGACUGCGUCCUCUCUCUGUUGUUCCCCCACUCAACUUGGGCCCAAAGAAUUUCGGUGGACAACUGUCAAUGGCCAUAAUCGUCAGCCAACCAAACCACGGGGGCGUCAGUUCUCACUCCAGUUCUCCAGGCAGACUUCAAAGGCAUCGGUCCGCAGCCUGCCAAGUCCUAAAGGACUGGGGCGGCGGAGAAAAGGACUGGCUCGAUUCCAGUCCAGGAGAUCCCCUGGUCCAACCUCAGACACUCUGCAGCUCCCUGACCCCGAUUACGACUUCCAGGGAAUAACAGGGACUCAGGAGGAUGAGAAGGAAGAAACCAACGACAAUGAAGAGGUCAAAAACACCAGCUCCCAAUCAGAGAGUUUCGAAAAGAAAUAAGAACCAGCCACAACUUCAGCUGUUCAGUAAGACCAAACUGAGUAACAUGAAUACCCACGUUGCCUAAGAAGAAGACUCUUUAAUGUUGUUGUUGUUUUUAACCAAAAAUACUUGGAAAACAGGAUAUACAUGGCCUCUUAAGGGAUGUAUUUAAGCUAGGUUUUUGGGUUUAUCAGUUGUUGCCACCAUGAUCUAUCAAAAAAUAAACCGCAAACAACUAUUCUUCAGUUCUAGCAUGAACCCCCAUUUUAAUCCUGUGAGGUUUAACUUAUUAUUAAAGAUAAAUACUCCUGACCCCGCUGACAAUGUUUAAUAGCAUGUAGUGUUUUUUUUAAGAAAUGUUCUCCCAAGCUUCCUCAUUCUAGCAAUCAAAUCAUUUUAUAAUUAAAUCAAUCAUUGUAGUAACACACAUUAAAAAAAAUGCUUCCCCCCCCCCAAAAAAAGCCCCCCAAAAACAGAUCUUCUCAUACAGUUACUGAAAAAUAUUUUUAUCCAACAAUAUAUUUAUGCCCAAUCUUAAUUACUUGACUGAAAUACCUUGGAAAUUGAACAAGUUUAAAACUUGUACCCUUGUAAACCCUUGUACUAAAUGGUGAACUUCAAAUUUAAAAUGGGAAAUCAUGAAUCACUGUGAUGAGCCAGACUCUGGAUGGUUAAACACUGAAAUCCAUCACUUAGAUCAUUCAUUUUGCCAUCUCAAUUCAGGAACUUCAUCCAGGGCAACUGCCGAUUUAAGCUAAUUAUCUGCAUAUUCAUCUACAGUCCAAAUGCGAUUUUUUUUUCCAUAAAGAUACAUAAAAAUUGUGCUGUUUAACUCACCAUAUGGUGUUUUGUGUGAAUUUUCUUUUCCCUGAAUUUUUGUAUCAGAAUGUGCAAAUUAAGCAUGGCCCAAUGAGACGUUAAGUAGCACAUUAAAAAGAAAUUUGCUGGAAUUACUCUUUAAUCCUGGUAUUCCAAAGAUUACAAAACCCCCAUAGAUGAUUCCUUAAAAAAUUAGAAAUGAGGCAAAAUGAGACAAAAUAAUCAACAAUUAUUAGAGUUGAAACGUGUGCAAAAAAACCCCAAACAAACAACAACAACAACAAAAAAAAACAAGCCUAUGUAUCUUUGUGAUUUUUCUAGCUGAAGAAUAAUUUCCAGCCCACAUGGGAACAUUUCAAGUUAGCUGUUUAUGCUGAAAGAAUGGGGGGGGAGGGGGGUUUCUCAUCCACUUCAAUAAACUCUUCUUGGAUGCCAUCUGGUGGCCAUUAGAGGAACUGUAACACUUAAUGAAACACUGGUACUCAGGGGAUAAGAACAAAAUCUUCUUUCUUUCCGUGAUUACUGUAAAUCACACGUGCUUUUGUAAAUGUAGAUAAAGUGAUGAAUGUACAAUCCCUGUUGCUGCUGUUAAAUCUCCAAUAACUGUACCUUUUCAAAUAAAAUGUUAACUUUGUGGUCA